Molecule: messenger RNA, 699 nt
Organism: Ciona intestinalis (vase tunicate)
Lineage: Eukaryota; Metazoa; Chordata; Ascidiacea; Phlebobranchia; Cionidae
Source: RefSeq
AAAAAAACAAUAAAAUGUACAGACAGUUUUCAAUCGUUCUAAUAUUGUUGGCAAAUUCUAUAAUUUUGGACGCGUGUUUUUUCCGGGACUGCUCUAACAUGGAUUGGUACCGCAAGAGGGGGCAAGAGAUCACGGACCCAAGAAAACAACUUUUUCAGGAAUUGCCAGAAUUUUUGGAUAACAGACCAUUUCAGUGCAAUAAAGACGAAAGCAACACCGGUAACGAAUGCAAGUUUAGCGGGCAGAAAAUAUGCUGCCAAGAAACCGACGAUGGUCAAGUCAUAUGUGCAGUUUCAGCAACUGAAUUACAACACCGGUUUUUAAGCAGUGGUGUCUUACAACAAGUGCAAAGGAUUCUGCAUGAAUUUGUUGAGAUUAGUAGCAGAGGAGCGCCACAAAAACGGAGAUAUUGUAUCAAAGUUGGCGUGUGCUGUUCUUGGGAUCGAUGCCGGCCUCAAGUUAGCUGCAGUUACAAAGAUCAAGACAUUCCAUCACACAAAGAAGUUUUUCAAGAUCAAACUGCACUUGUAAACAGAAUUUCGCAUCUCUUACAAGACAUGUAUUAAUACAUUGUAUAACACACGACGACUAAUGUACUUACCGUAUUUUCCAAUUCGACUGUCUUUUGAAAAUGGUAGUGAAAUUUUCAGUCGUUUUAAGUGUAACGUUGUGUGAAUAAAUGUUUCCUAAAUGGCAGAA